Dermatophagoides farinae (American house dust mite) is the source of this 736-nucleotide messenger RNA. RefSeq names its product RAS oncogene family member Rab7 (gene Rab7). Gene Ontology annotation, molecular function: GTPase activity; GTP binding. Lineage: Eukaryota; Metazoa; Arthropoda; Arachnida; Sarcoptiformes; Pyroglyphidae. Gene Ontology annotation, cellular component: phagocytic vesicle; lysosome; late endosome. The record is from RefSeq and is a predicted model, not a curated record. Gene Ontology annotation, biological process: phagosome-lysosome fusion; endosome to lysosome transport.
UUCAUUUUCUCUGUUUUUUUUCCUGGCUAUUUCAUCGUAAUAAAAAUAAAUAAACAAAUAAAUCAUCAUCAUUAUGGCAUCACGUAAAAAGGCAUUGUUAAAAGUAAUCAUUCUUGGUGAUAGUGGUGUGGGGAAAACAUCGUUAAUGAAUCAAUAUGUAAAUCAUAAAUUUUCCAAUCAAUAUAAAGCGACUAUUGGUGCAGAUUUUCUCACCAAAGAAAUUAUUGUUGAUGAUCGUCUUGUUACUAUGCAGAUUUGGGAUACAGCAGGACAGGAACGAUUUCAAUCAUUGGGUGUUGCAUUCUAUCGUGGUGCCGAUUGUUGUGUACUUGUAUAUGAUGUAACAUCACCUGGUUCAUUUAAAUCAUUGGAUUCAUGGCGUGAUGAAUUUUUGAUUCAAGCAUCACCACGUGAUCCGGAAAAUUUUCCAUUCGUUGUUAUUGGUAAUAAAGUUGAUCUGGAUAAUCGUGCCGUUUCAGCUAAACGUGCACAAGGAUGGUGUCAAAGUAAGAAUAACAUUCCAUACUUUGAAACAAGCGCAAAAGAAGCCAUUAAUGUUGAUCAAGCAUUUUCAACUGUAGCCAAAAAUGGUUUAGCCCAAGAAACUGAAGUUGAAUUGUAUAAUUCUGAAUUUCCUGAUAAAAUUAAUCUUUCACAGGAUCAAAAUCAACAACGAAAUGAUAAUUGUGCUUGUUAAAUUUUUUUUUCUUUGUCUUUUUUGUAAAUGAAAACAAAA